AGUCCAUUUCAGUCCACCUCCUGUCCUGUUCAGUUCGUCGUCCUUCCUCUUCUCCCGAUCUUAUCCGGAGAAGGUUUAAUGGCGGAUUCGACGGCGUCAUGCCUCGCCCACGAGGCGAAUGAUCCAGGUAGCUCAGAAGCUGUCCGUGGCAGUUCGCAUGACACGGAGGAGCAGGAAGGCACUAAAGGAGAAGCGUCCACCGCGACAUCUGAACCAGUGAGGGAAGAACUGGUUCAGAGCGCCGUUAGUUUCCUGAAACACCCGAAAGUUGUGGCCUCUUCUGAUGUCCAGAGGCGUUCCUUCCUGGAAAAUAAAGGGCUCACUGUGGACGAAAUCGAAGAAGCGUUUCGGCGUCUACUAAGCCCGUCUUCAAACUCUUCAAGUUCAAAUACGUGCAAAUCUCAAGGGGUACCUGAACGCUCUUGCGGAAUUACUCAGGAAGCUAAAAUCAGCACAGAAUGUGUAGAUGGUUCAGGGACUCCUGACUCUGAAACUGUCACCCCUGUGGUGCCCCGGCACCCAAAAUCAUAUAUGGAGGUCAUGGAAAUGAUACAAAGGGGAGAGCGGCCAGAUGAUAUUCAGGAUAUUAACGAUGAGCCUCCUAACCCUGAUCAACCAAUCUCCAAACCACGUAUGGCACCAAAGCCCAAGCCAUGGGAAAAGCAAGUUCAAGAAAGCUCUGGCUUGGAUCUGAAAGCUCACCCAAGCGGUUCCAGCAAACAAACAUCAGGAGUUCAAACCGAUAGCACCAACCAGGGCAUGGAAUCAAACAACAACUCCGGUCACGGUGAUGCGCUGCUGAUGGCAGAGCCAGCUAUGGGCUCUGAAGCUCCCACGGAUGAUGAUGCCGCCUCACCGGAGCAGUAAAUUUGAAAGCACAUAAUGAUGAGGCGAGGUCAGACAUGAUGAGCCCAAGAGCAGGCUUCAGAUUCAAGUACCACAUCAGUAUACUCCGUGGUCUUUUGGAAUUAUCAGAAACUACUUGAGCUUGGGGGUCAAGCAUACUUGGGGUUGGAUCAUUGCUGGGAAUGAGCACAUACAAUAUACACUUGUUAUUUAAUCAUGUACGAAAUACAAUAAAAUAAAGUGUGUACCAUUGUUCUUGUC
Molecule: messenger RNA, 1107 nt
Organism: Lolium rigidum
Lineage: Eukaryota; Viridiplantae; Streptophyta; Magnoliopsida; Poales; Poaceae
Exons: 9
Coding region: 79-867 (262 amino acids)
Biological process (GO): protein import into peroxisome matrix, docking
Cellular component (GO): peroxisomal importomer complex; peroxisomal membrane
Molecular function (GO): signaling receptor binding
Source: RefSeq, a predicted model, not a curated record